This is a messenger RNA of Tilletiaria anomala UBC 951, 3842 nucleotides long. RefSeq lists its product as uncharacterized. The record is from RefSeq and is a predicted model, not a curated record. Lineage: Eukaryota; Fungi; Basidiomycota; Exobasidiomycetes; Georgefischeriales; Tilletiariaceae. Bases 99 to 3842 code for a protein of 1247 amino acids. Gene Ontology annotation, biological process: mitotic cell cycle; DNA repair; DNA-templated DNA replication. Gene Ontology annotation, molecular function: protein binding; chromatin binding. Gene Ontology annotation, cellular component: nuclear replication fork. The transcript has 4 exons.
CCCAUGCUCAAGUGUCUGCCACGGAGGCGCACAGCAGGCCUAGACGAGCUUCCGUGCAAUAAGAAAGCGACGAUCGAAGGCAGAACGCAGCGGCAAAAAUGCAGUUCAGCGACAAGCAGAACGGUGUCGACCUGCAGGUCGUCCACGGGCCUGGUGCGACCUACGUCAAGCACCCCACGCGCGGCUGCCCCAUCGACAUCGUGCUGACUGGCGGCGAUGACUACCUGGUCCGUGCUUUGCCGAGCCUGGGGAACGAUGACUCCUUCACACCUGUCACGAUGGAAGAGGCAACGAUGCAGAUCAGCUGGAUUGACGUGGACUCAUACUUUAUCAUCACGUCUUCCGAAGAUGGUUGCGUGCGCGUCUACACGAUCAACAUUGAGCCAUCCACUGGGGAGAGCGUAUGGGUCAUGGACUCACUUCUGACGCGCUCCACCCUGCCGGUCCGCUGCGCCGCCAUCGAACGCAACUAUCCCACGGGAAAGGCUCCGCGCAUCGCCGUCGCCAGCGAUGAGCUCAUCGUCAAAGUGAUCAACCUGGAAGAUCCAUUAAAUGUUGAUCUCCUCACGGGACACAUGCGUUCGGUUCGGCACUGCGCUUGGAGCCCCACCGCUCCGAUCCUCCUGACCUCCGGCUGCGAUGGCAUUGUGCGAGUUUGGGACAUGGGAACUAACGGUGAAGCAUGCGAGCCAAUCUGCACGCAGAUAAUUAAGGAUCUCCUCGUCACUACGCGCGCAACGGACACGGAACGCGCGACGCAGACACUUUGGCAUCCUACCGGCAAGUUCUUCCUCAUCCCCGGCAAGACAAACGAGAUUAUCAUCAUGGGCCCGUCCGCCACGAACCCUGGGCAGUGGGAGCGCAAGCAGACAUUCAACGGCCACUCGCCUACCAUCGACCCGCCUGUCGGCGCGGUGACCGCCAUGGACUUUAGCCCGAACGGACGCUACCUCGCAACUGCUACCGCUGGCAACGGGCAAGUCACUGUGUGGGACACGGCGACUCGUGCACCCAUCAAGCGCAGACUUUCAGAGGCCAACGUUACCAGCAUCAGCUGGAAUAUGCGCAGAAACGCGCUCUGCUGGACCGAUCUUGGCGGAUCGUUGUACAGGUGGGAGGACGUGAUCAGUCCCGGAAGCGCCAGCCCGUGCGAUCUGCUCCCUGGGCAGGAGGCCAACAUCCGCAUGCAUCCGUCUGUCGAGGAAGAGGAGGCGCUAGCGCCUCAGGUGCACCGUGAGAGCAAACGAUUGGUUGACAUGAAUGCCGCUGGCGCCGACCUGGGGCAUGACGAUGCCGUCAGCGACGACAACGACGAUGACGAUAUGGUCUCCCUUGUCGAUUUCGUCGUCGACGAUGCCGGUGGCGAUUACGCUCGCGAUCUGGAGCGUGAGCGUCUCCAGCGUCAUGCUGGACGCUUGAAAAGUGGUAAGAGCAUGAGUGGGCUAAUGGUCCAGGGUACCCCGAGUCAACCUGCUUUCCAAGUCACUUCUACACCCAUGCGCAGUCAGCGGCGCUUUCUUGCCUUCAACACGCUCGGCACGCUCAUCGCGGUGGACCAAGACAACCAUCAAAGCAUCCUAUUUGAAUCAUAUGACACUGCGGCUCGGCGCAAUUACCGCAUUCAGGACCAGCACAAAUUUAGCAUGGCCUCGCUCGCUUCUCACGGGGCGCUUUUCGCAUGCGAGGAGAAUGAGCGCGAUCGCCUGGCCAGCACCGUUUUCUUCAAGCCUUUUGACAAUUUGUGGGGUGCCUACUCUACCGAAUGGAGCUUCGAUCUGCCAAAAGGCGAGAGCGCCGUCUGCGUCGCCAUGAGUGGGCCUUGCGGAAAGCCAGAAGAGGAGGAGAAUGCAAGCGAUGCUGCAUCCACGGCUGCGCUGGUAGCAACGAGUGCCGGCUACGUGCGCAUCUUCAGUGCUUCCGGUCUGCAACGUUUCAUCUGGCAUCUCGGCGCAUCUGUCGUCACGAUGGUCGCUGGCAGCCACACAGCCAUGAUUGUCACACGCGGACCCGGUGCGGCGCUGGGAGGAUACCAGAAUCUCAACUACACGCUCUUGGACAUGCAGACGCUCGCAACUGUGAAUCACGGUUCGCUGCCCCUGCCCAAAGACACCACUUUGCAGUGGGCAGGCUUCAACGAGUAUGACACACCAGCCAUUUUCGACUCUCGGGGAGUGUUGAGCGUUCUCGACGGCUCACGCUCUGGUCCCAACGCCAAAUGGGUGCCGUCGCUGGACGUCAGGAGCAUGCCGGAGGCACCAAGUACUGCAGAGCUCAAGUAUUGGCCCGUCAGUGUCGUCUCCAACAAGCUGCUCGUGAUCAUGUUGAAAGGAGCAAUGACAAUGCCGGAUGCAGCAGCAGCACGUCCGCUUGUGCAGGAACUCGACCUUGCGCUACCCGUUUUAGACAACACUUCGCCGACAAGCCGACAUGAGGAAGCAUGGUUGCGUCAGGCAUUGCUCGCAUCGAUGGUCCGCUCGCGGCCACCUGCGCUGCUCGAUGCCGAGUUGAAUCCAGACGCCAUCGAGCAGAAUGCAGACAAGGCUCUGUUGCAGCUGAUCCAGCUCAGCUGCAAGUCCGACAAGCACAAGAAGGCCAUAGACGCUGCUCGCGAACUUCACACGACACGUACGCUAGAUGCGGCGUUGAAGAUUGCGCAGUACUUUGGCCUAGCCAGCUUGGCGGAUCGCAUGGAGGGGCUGCGCGAAUUUGUGGAGACGAGAAAGGAGCGCGUCGAGGAGGCUGGGCAUGCAUAUUCUUCCGGUAUCGUCAUUGCUGCACCGCGCAUUCUCGUGCCCGAAAGCCAGGAGAGCCGUGCAGCUGCCAAACAAGCACUGACGGAGGACUUUGCUCCGCGCGCUCCAAAAGUGACAAGGCGUGGCUUCGGUGGAGGAUUCACGGCUGCGAGCAGCAGCCUGGCUUCAGCUGCUGCUGCUGCUGCAGCUACUAGCUCUUUCCGCUCCUCGCCUGCAUUUUCGGUAGCAACAACUGGCAGCAGCACAAAGCUAACGCUUAAAACGGAGAUCGAGAUGGAGGAGCGCGCGCUGGCUGAAGCAGAGGCUCAAGAGGCGGUUCGCACCCUGCAGGCGGACAGGUCCGCCAAUGAGAAUCAGGAGGCCGAGUCAAUGGAAGGAGAGCAUCAAGUUGGCAGGCUCGGCAAGCGCAAGAUCGGCGAAGACUUUGUGCUCCCGGCAAAGAAAUCCAACAAUCCCUUUUUGACGAACAAGCCAGCAAACCCGUUCGCCAAGACUGCCAGUGGCUCUCACCGCGAACGAAGCAUGCACAAAAGCAACAGCUUCUUUGACCGCGUUGACGCCGUCGAAGGGACCGGCAUGACGAUCGCGGAGAGAGCCAGGAAGCAAUCGACGCUGUUUGGCUUUGCUUCUUCCAAGGUGCAAAAGAAGAAGCCAGACGCAAACAAGCAGCAGUCAACAAGUCCUGCAGCUACACCUGCUUUUGCUGAUACGCAGCUGAUGGAUGAUGUGGAAGGCACAAUGAAAAGCAACAAGAAAGCAGCAGGAAUAUGGGAGGACGCAGAGGACCAGGUCUGGGAGAAGGAGAUUGCCGAGGAGGAAAGCCUACGAUUGACGCUGCAAGCUGCACGGCGGAUGGAGCAUGAGAGUGUCGCGCUCGAGGAGACGCAGCUGACGGGUGCUGCUGACGAGACGCAGAACGAACAAAUGCAGGAAGAGGGCGACAAGGUCAAUGCUGCCGGAUUAACACCGAUGAGACCAACAGGCGGUGAACGCGACGUCCACGGCGAGCACGCGGACGAGGAUGAGACCAACACGGCGCGCUUUAAACUCGAAGCCUUCCGAGCACCAGCCAUCAGUCCAGCUGCGUAG